Ceraceosorus bombacis is the source of this 2319-nucleotide messenger RNA. The record is from the annotation of a GenBank genome assembly. NCBI's taxonomy places the organism in Eukaryota, Fungi, Basidiomycota, Exobasidiomycetes, Ceraceosorales, Ceraceosoraceae.
AUGACCUACGAAAAUGGUAGCGCUAAUGGCGCUGACAGCCUGUCCAAUGGCAUGGGUGAGUGGUGAAGUUUCGAGCAGAGUAGCGGAAGAUGCCACGCUCAAGCUGCAUGGCCCAUGGGCCGAAGACUGUGUCUGGCUUUGGCGCUGGUGCAUUGCAAGGUAUAUCGCGGGCUAAUCAGAGGGGGCUGUUCGGUGGCCUCGCACCGGUUCGAGCUGGUCUCGUCCAAGUCUUGGGGCACAGCAUUGCCCGUCAUGUAACACAUGCUGACGAGCACUCCUUCUUGCCCUCAGCCAACAUGAAUGUAAACGACGGUGGUCGCCCCAAGAGCGCUUAUGUGCCUCCUCACCUUCGAGGCCAAGCACCUGCCUUCACUCCCAGGUGAGUCUGUCCGCUGUGUCCUUGAACGUCGCGAUUUGCGCUGGAGCUAAUGCUCAAGGUCCCACGUCAGAGCUGCUGCACCUUCGACCAACGAUGCCCCACCUUCCAGCUUUGGCGGCGGAGGACGCGGACCUUCAAACGGCGGCGCUUUUGGUGGUGCUCCUCGCGGUCCUCCCGGUGGCGGUCUGGCCUCUCGAUCUGGAGGCGGCGGCUGGGAUGCGCCGCCUACUCGCGGUGGUGGCUAUGGAUCUGGCGGAGGCAGGGAAGGUGGAGGCGGAGGGUUCGGAAGCUGGCGCGACGGCAAGCACGUCAUCGGUCCAGAGAAUGCUCGGACUCAGAAGGAGCUCUUUGGAGAAGCCGGGGAUGGCCUCUCCCAAGGCACUGGUAUCAACUUCGACAAGUACGGCGACAUUCCAGUCGACGCUUCUGGUCGGGAUGUUCCCGAGCCCGUAACGGAAUUCACCAGUCCUCCCAUCGACUCUCACUUGCUCAGCAACAUCCAGCUCGCCAGAUACACCAACCCCACGCCUGUGCAAAAGUACUCGAUUCCCAUCGUGGAGAUGGGUCGCGACCUGAUGGGCUGUGCACAAACAGGUUCGGGCAAGACCGGCGGUUUCCUUUUUCCGAUUCUAUCUGCGCUCUUCACCCACGGACCUCCACCACCUCCGCCCGAGAUGGCCAACGGGGGUUUCGGCAGGCGCAAAGCUUUCCCCACCACGUUGAUCCUCGCGCCCACCCGUGAGCUGGUGUCUCAGAUCCACGACGAGGCGCGCAAGUUCACCUACCGCUCGUGGGUCAAGCCAGCCGUCGUCUAUGGAGGUGCAGACAUUGGCUCGCAGCUGCGUCAAAUUGAGAGAGGCUGCGACCUACUAAGCGCCACUCCCGGACGUCUUGUCGACCUCAUCGAAAGAGGCCGCAUCUCUCUUGCCAACGUCCGCUUCCUCGUUCUCGACGAAGCUGACCGCAUGCUUGACAUGGGUUUCGAACCUCAAAUCCGACGCAUCGUCGAAGGCGAAGAUAUGCCCGGUGUCAUGGAACGCCAGACGCUCAUGUUCAGCGCAACCUUCCCUCGAGACAUUCAGAUUCUGGCCAAGGACUUCCUCAAGGAGUACGUCUUCUUGUCAGUGGGUCGUGUCGGGUCCACCUCCGAGAACAUCACUCAGAAGAUCGAGUACGUGGAGGAUGAGGAGAAACGAUCGGUUCUGCUCGACGUCAUGGCUUCCAUGCCAACCGGCGGUCUGACGUUGAUCUUCGUUGAGACCAAGCGCAUGGCGGAUAUGCUGUCAGACUUCUUGCUGCGCUCCAACAUCGCAGCGACCAGCAUUCACGGUGACAGGACACAGCGAGAGCGUGAGCGCGCUCUUGAGCUCUUCCGCACUGGACGCACGCCCAUCAUGGUAGCUACUGCAGUUGCCGCACGUGGUCUCGACAUUCCCAAUGUGACCCACGUCGUCAAUUACGAUCUGCCAUCUGACAUUGACGACUACGUUCACCGCAUUGGUCGUACGGGUCGUGCCGGAAACACAGGUCACGCCACAGCGUUCUUUAACCGCGGAAACAGAAACAUUGUCAAUGAGCUCAUCAAUCUGCUCAAGGAAGCGAACCAAGAGAUCCCAUCUUGGCUCGAGGCCGUGGGCCGCGAAAGCGCGUUCGGAGGCGGCGGGUAUGGCCGAGGCGGCAGAGGCGGACGCGGCGGCAGACCCCGCGGUGGAGGGGGUGGUGGCUUCGGAGGCCGAGAUGCUCGCGUUGGGGGUGGUGGUGGCGGGUUCGGCGGCUCUCGAGGAGGGGGAGGUGGUGGCGGUGGCUUUGGUGGAGGAGCUUACGGAGGAGGUGCUCCCGGCGGUGGUUAUGGAGGUGGUGGCGCUGCAUUUGGUGGACCUCCGCCUUCCAGUGGCGGUGGUGGCAGCUAUGGCGGUGCAGGCGGUCCUUCGUGGUGGUGA